Artibeus jamaicensis (Jamaican fruit-eating bat) is the source of this 2901-nucleotide messenger RNA. RefSeq names its product NADH:ubiquinone oxidoreductase complex assembly factor 7 (gene NDUFAF7). Gene Ontology annotation, molecular function: protein-arginine omega-N symmetric methyltransferase activity. The record is from RefSeq and is a predicted model, not a curated record. Lineage: Eukaryota; Metazoa; Chordata; Mammalia; Chiroptera; Phyllostomidae. Gene Ontology annotation, biological process: mitochondrial respiratory chain complex I assembly. Gene Ontology annotation, cellular component: mitochondrion. The transcript has 10 exons. The coding region runs from base 43 to 1371 and encodes 442 amino acids.
CCCCGGGCGGCGAGCGGCUGGCGGCUGCUUGGCUAAUUCAAAAUGUGUGUCCUAGGGAAGGCCGGCGCAAGGUCGCUGUACGCUGCGGCGCGAGCGGUCAUUCCCUGCCUUUGGAGAGGAAAAUAUUUCAGCUCCGGGAGAGACCCGGUAGAAAACAACCCUGUGACUCCGAUGAUGCGGCAUCUUGUGUACAAAAUCAAGUCUACUGGCCCCAUCACUGUGGCUGAGUACAUGAAGGAGGUCUUAACCAACCCUGCCAAGGGAUAUUAUGUGCACCGUGACAUGCUAGGAGAAAAAGGAGAUUUUAUUACUUCACCUGAAAUAAGUCAGAUCUUUGGGGAGCUGCUAGGGAUAUGGUUUGUUAGUGAGUGGAUGGCCAAUGGAAAAAGCGCAGCUUUCCAGCUGGUAGAACUGGGCCCAGGGCGGGGUACCCUGGCAGAGGAUAUUCUGAGGGUGUUUAGCCAGCUUGGAUCUGUGCUGAAAAACUGUGAGAUUUCGAUGCAUCUAGUAGAGGUGAGCCAAAAAUUAAGUGAGAUUCAAGCGUUAACUCUGACUGAAGAGAAGGUUCCCUUAGAGCGAAGUGCUGGAGCCCCAGUAUAUAUGAAAGGUGUUACUAAGUCUGGGAUUCCAAUUUCCUGGUACCGGGAUCUGCAGGAUGUUCCAAAAGGAUACAGCUUUUAUCUCGCACAUGAAUUUUUUGAUGUUCUUCCUAUCCAUAAGUUUCAGAAAACCCCACAAGGAUGGCGAGAAGUGUUGAUUGAUAUCGACCCACAAGGUUCUGAUAAACUGAGGUUUGUUUUGGCGCCUUGUGCCACCCCCGCAGAGGCCUUCAUCCAGCGUGAUGAAGCAAGGGAUCACGUGGAAGUGUGUCCCGACGCUGGUGUUAUUAUUCAGGAGCUAUCUCAGCGCAUUGCACUGAUGGGAGGGGCUGCGCUGAUUGCUGACUACGGUCACGAUGGGACUAAGACAGACACCUUCAGAGGGUUUUGUGGCCACCAGCUUCAUGAUGUCUUAAUUGCCCCAGGAACAGCAGACCUAACAGCUGAUGUGGACUUCAGUUAUUUGCGCAGAAUGGUACAGGGAAGAGUGGCUUCUCUGGGCCCAGUAACACAACAAAUGUUUUUAAAAAAUAUGGGCAUUGAUGUCCGGCUAAAGGUUCUUUUAGAUAAAUCAACUGAGCCAUCUUUGAGGCAGCAAUUACUUCAGGGGUAUGAUAUGUUAACGAAUCCCAAGAAGAUGGGAGAAAGAUUUAACUUUUUCGCCUUGCUGCCUCAUCAGAGACUUUGUGGUAGAAGCCAACAGAUAAAUGCACGUCAGUCAAAACCCUCUCCAUCACCUGUAGCUGGAUUUAGUGAACUUGCUUGGCGGUGAUAGUUCAAGUUUGGACUUUUUGUCCCCAAGUCUAAGAAACCAAAAUAACGGGAAUUAAUUUCAUGUAUCACAGGUAAAAUAAGUAUUUUAUCUCUUCAGUCAAUAAAAAUGGUCCAUUUUAUAUACAGUACAACUGAACAUUGAUUUUUUUAAAGUUGUUUAACUGUGGGAAUAAUUGUGUGUUCUUAGAAACUGAAUUUCCUUUAUUAAGAAAAGCUAGUUGCUGUCUUUUUAUUUUAAAAAGUAGACAUGAACACUAAUUGGCUCAAUAAAAACUGGAAACAAUCUAAAUGGUCACUUACAGGGGACUGAUUAAAUAGAACUGUCCAUGUAUUAUUUUAAAAAAUGAUGUAGUAUGUUCUAACACGGAAAGAUCUCUUAAGAUUUAUUAAGUGAAAAGAGUAGGUGCAAAAUGUUUUAGAGUAAUGAUUCCAUUUUUAUUGAAAAAAAGCUAUACUUAAAUGCUUGUAGGUAACUCCAUAGAAAUGUGUAUUUUAGUGAAGACUGGUUGUUUUCUGUUCUGUGAUAUUUAGUUGCAUGUAUAAAAGAAGGGAUCCCCAAUAAUCAUUAUUAAAUUUCCCAAUCUGGAAGUGAGUUUUAGGGGUAGGAAGACACUGAAUUUAUUUGUUCUCCUUCGAGGUAUUUGAAUUUUUUACACCAUGUGCUUCUGUGAAUUUAGAAUUUAAAAUGUUUAAUAAUCACAGUAAAACCAGUAAUGCUGACAUGUACUUAAAAUAUGAGUUACAUGUAGACUACCUAGGAUGAAUAAUUUUCUAAAUUGAACUGCUUCUCCCUUAUUUUCAGAUAAAUGUCAAAUUUUAGUCUAUGAAGUUCUCAUGUCUUGGUUCAUAGAACUUUUAUGUUAAUACCAGACACGUCGGCUUUGUGAAGAACUGCUGUAUGAACAACACAAAUUUCCAUGUGAGAUUAAAGGAAAAGAGUAUUAGCUAUGUGUCCUGAACUUCUGGCGUAACUAUAUGGAAGGUCAUUGGCAGAGUGAUGAACUGCUGCUUUUUAUUGGUUCUUUGGCCUGAGAACAGACUAGUGUUCUCUAUCUCACUCUAAAGUAAAGGGUGACCGAAGCCUUAUCUUCCAGAUGCCGUCCAGCCUUGGGCCAUCCCUAGUCAUCCUUAUUCUGCUUCCAUAUUUUUUUCCCCAAAGUCUUGGGACAAUUUUUGUAAGAUGAAAAUGCCCAUGGUUUGCUCUUCUCGGUUAUUUAAUAGUUUUUAUAACUAAGGGGAAAGAGUCAGGCAAUGCCUUGUAUCUUAAAACCUAGGAAAUUUACUUUGGUAUUAGGUGUUUAACUUACUUAAGUUUCUGGCAGUUGCAGAAGUGGAUUAUUUGAUGGAAGCUCCUGAAAAUUUAUAAUUAUUCCAGACUUUCAUUCCAAGAAAUAAGACCUCCAGAUAAUUACCUCAAAUUGCAUAUAAGAUUAUAAAAAUGAGUAGUUUUUUAUUUUAGGCAGUUAAAAAAAUCAGUGUUCUUAAAUAUAGCAUUAGUUCCAUUUACAAAUACUAUUUCCAAAAUAGU